UCCUUACACGGGGAGACAGCGCUCAAUACGGCGUCACUUGCGGUCGCCCUUUAAACCCCCAACAAGAAGAGGAAUAACUAUAAGAACUGAAGUUCUUACGCUGUCAGUGGCCCUGAUAAACCCAACAAAGAAAGAAAGAACUGAAGUUGUUACUCCACUGUGAAAUGUUGUGGGUUUAUCAACACGGUGGGAGACUACUGGGACAGAUGCCUUUAACCAGGCUAGACAGAACUCUCGUUACUUCAAUCAAGAGAUUAUUUACAUCAGUAAAUCAAGUAUCCAAUAAAAGAGUUGACUGUCUUGAGAGGAGAAUUAUAGUUAUGUUACGUCAGAGCCAGAGCUGCCUGUUUCUUCAAGGACCAAAACAAACUGCAUAUGGUUGUUACUUCUCAAGUGAGUCUGACCAAAUGACACAAGCAGAAAUUAAGAAAGCUAUUGUAACUAUAUCCGAAAAGUUUGCAGAAGCUAUGGAACUGAUGAAUGAUGCAAGAGCAUCAGCAGGAACAGUUUACUUUUCACAAGACAUGGAAGACACAAAUGCUCAGGUGACAGAAACAUUGGAAGAUUAUAGCACAUUACUGGAAAAGUUAAAUGAGAGCCAGAAAAGAGAUGUUAUUCAAUCUAUAGGCCUCAAGAUGGACGAGCUGAAAGCCCAGAUGUCCCUGUUGAAAGAUCUAGUAAGGAGUGAAAAACCAUUUAUGUAAGCAAGGAAAAAAAAAUUAUGGCAACAGCCACAUAUGUCCUCAUUCUUCCCUGUGGCACCACUGCAUCAUCUUGUCAUCAUGGUUAUGUGCCAUAGUAUUUCAUCCAUCAUCAGGAAUAGUAUUUUGUACUAUCAUUAC
Molecule: messenger RNA, 842 nt
Organism: Cherax quadricarinatus
Lineage: Eukaryota; Metazoa; Arthropoda; Malacostraca; Decapoda; Parastacidae
Source: RefSeq, a predicted model, not a curated record